AUGGUUUUGGCUCUCAUCAUCGCGAUUCCCCUGCUGGUACAAACGUCUAAGAUCGACGCACACUAUGAGAUGAUGGGCACCUGUCGGAUGAUCUGUGACCCGUACAACCCCAAACCAAGCGCCACGGCGCUGGAAGUCAUGCAGGACCUAAGUGCCGUUCCCUCUCCAUCCUUUGUUCAAGGGACUAAAGGCGAGCCGGGUAGGCCGGGAAAACCCGGGCCGAGGGGGCCACCAGGCGAACCGGGGCCACCCGGUCCAAGGGGGCCACCGGGUGACAGAGGAGAUUCUGCAAAGACCGGACACCCCGGGGUAAUGGGCACAGCGCGGACCGAGAUCGGCGGAGAGCUGGGCUCCUUUACUGGUGGGGCAAAGAUAGCGUUUUAUGUGGGUCUGAAAAACCCUCACGAGGGAUACGAAGUGUUGCGGUUUGACGACGUUGUCACAAACCUAGGGAACCACUACGACCCGACCACCGGCAAGUUUACGUGCCAAGUGUCUGGAAUUUACUACUUCACCUAUCAUGUGCUGAUGCGCGGAGGGGACGGGACAAGCAUGUGGGCAGACUUGUGCAAAAACGGACAGGUCCGAGCUAGCGCCAUAGCGCAGGACGCAGACCAGAACUAUGACUACGCCAGCAACAGCGUCGUCUUGCAUCUGGACUCCGGGGACGAGAUUUAUGUCAAGCUGGACGGCGGCAAGGCGCACGGCGGAAACAACAACAAAUACAGCACGUUCUCCGGUUUUCUUUUGUACCCGGACUAAUGUGGGGCAGUGGACUUGGGAAACUUAAACUAAAGCGCAGUAAAGUCCAGUUAAUGCUGCUAAUUGCAACGACCAGAAGAAGCUGCUACAGUGCAAUUAAGUCUUUUAUAUAUAUAUAUAGUUUGUCUACAGGGAUGAAGUAAUUCGACUUCUUCCUGUUCCACAU
Stegastes partitus (bicolor damselfish) is the source of this 928-nucleotide messenger RNA. Its product is annotated as complement C1q-like protein 2. The record is from RefSeq and is a predicted model, not a curated record. The transcript has 2 exons. The coding region runs from base 1 to 762 and encodes 253 amino acids. Lineage: Eukaryota; Metazoa; Chordata; Actinopteri; Pomacentridae. Gene Ontology annotation, molecular function: protein binding.